AUGAUGCUCGAUUUCAUGCUAAAAACGCCAGAAAUUGAAGAAGCGAAAAAGAUUAUUCUCAUUCAAUAUCCGGGUAUUAUUAAAAACGUCAAUGCUGCUCUUGAAACACUUGGCGGUCUCUCUCAAAUUACCUCGAAAUAUCACAAAAAUCUUCCACUGGAAUUACGACACAAUCCUACGAAUCCUUAUUCAAGUUGCAUUUCUUCAGAAAGGAAAGAUCAAGAAAAUAUUUCAUCGGGCACAAUGCACCUUGUUAUAAAAGUUAAACGGAGAAAGAAAAAACCUGAAGUUAUUAAGACCGAAAUUAUUGGAUUGGUGAAUUCUAUAUUUUCCUUUCAAUCCAUGGCAGAUUUCCAAUAUUUGCCUAUGAAGAAGCGUCCUCAUAGCGAUGGAUAUGAAGAUUUAUUGCCAAGCUUGAUUCCGACCGAUAUGGCUCAUGCCCUCAAUUGGUGGCAAAAUUUUGACCGUCCAACUCCUCUUUUCCUACCGCCUUUUCAGUUCAGCAGAUUUCUGACGCCAUCGACUAAAAUAUUAAUGAGGGAGUAUGAGUAUAUGGACAAAAAACGUUCAGCGAUGAUUGGUGUUGGCCAGAAUAUGAGAAGUGAAAGAAAAGCCUUGACGAUAUCUGUAAAUGCUACUGACGAAUUUCCACAACAACCAAGACCUGAAGCAAUUGAAGAAGCUGAACACAGGUGCAAACAUGAAGAACCUCAUAGGAUUAUUAAAAACUUAUUCGAGGAACGACCAAUGUGGACGAGAAUGGCCAUUUCUUGCAAAACUGGUCUCGAUGAGGGGCUUUUAAAGGGGAUUCUUCACAUGUACGCAUUUUACAUUCAAUCAGGACCAUGGGGAAGACUAUGGUGCAAAUUUGGCUACGAUCCGAGAACUACGAAAGAGUCGAUGCGAUAUCAAACGAGCAUGGUGACGUUUAGACAGCAUGAUCGGAUUCCGGAACGGCAACGGUUAAAAGCCGGUACUGGCGACGGUCCCGGUGGGACAAAUUGCGAUGUUAUAGUCGGAAAGAGCUCAGAAAUAAUUGGAUACGAAUAUAUAAAAGGAACAUUGCCGAAAGUUCGCCAAAUGUGGUAUAGUUUGAUGGAUAUCCAUCUGGAAGAAGUUGAAGAACUUUUGCGACAGGAUUUUUCUGAGCCAGUAAACGUUGCUCGCGAUGGUUGGAUACCGGCAGAAGCGAUUGAAGCUGUCAGAAUUGCCAUAAAAAAUGACGUGAAAUCGACAUCUGAGGAAAUUGAAAUGAAGGUCAACAGUACGCAUUCAGGAGACUUUGAUGAAGAUUUCUAA
This is a messenger RNA of Caenorhabditis bovis, 1299 nucleotides long. The record is from the annotation of a GenBank genome assembly. NCBI's taxonomy places the organism in Eukaryota, Metazoa, Nematoda, Chromadorea, Rhabditida, Rhabditidae.